Daucus carota subsp. sativus is the source of this 2825-nucleotide messenger RNA. RefSeq names its product protein DETOXIFICATION 43. Gene Ontology annotation, cellular component: membrane. The record is from RefSeq and is a predicted model, not a curated record. NCBI's taxonomy places the organism in Eukaryota, Viridiplantae, Streptophyta, Magnoliopsida, Apiales, Apiaceae. Gene Ontology annotation, molecular function: antiporter activity; xenobiotic transmembrane transporter activity; citrate transmembrane transporter activity. The coding region runs from base 951 to 2555 and encodes 534 amino acids. Gene Ontology annotation, biological process: transmembrane transport. The transcript is spliced from 12 exons.
UCACCAACAUUCCUUUUAAAUUACGUCAAACCAGCUCUGGAUACAAAGUGGUGUCUCCGCCACUGAAGGCGUUGGAAAUCCUACAUGUCCCACUGAUGUAUUUGCAAAAGAAUACAGAUAUUGAUACCAACACUAACCUAAAGCAUGCACUACUGAUUAAUUGUGCUAAGAACCUAACAAUAUAGCUGACGUGCAGAUUCAAAGUUCACCUUAAAAGGAUUCUUCCAUGCAGGCCUAUGUAAUUGUCCUAAAUUCUUCAAGUUAUUUAGGUCCUCUCGUCCCUGGAAGCAGGAGGGUAUUCGAACUUGGUACCAAAAGUCGAAUCGUGCUUGAGCUGUGUUCCAGUUUUUCUGUGUGAGCAUAAUUUAAUCUCUCCCUCUCCCUCUCCCUCUCUCUCUCUCUCCAUAAUAUAAUCUCUCCCUCCCUCCCUCUCUCUCUGUCCAUAAUAUAAUCCCUCCCUCCCUCCCUCUCUCUCUCUCUCUCUCUCUCCCUCCCACUCCCUCCUUGAUUUGUGACUGUGUAUAAAAACAAAGACUGCAAAAACAACUACACAAACUAAUAAAUCAAUACCUUCCUAAAAAAGUACCAACCACCAUAAAUAACUUCCAUUAUUAUUCUCCAGCAGACAUCAUUUUCCAUAUACUAGAAGAGAUAUUUUCUCUGAUCAAAUCCCAGUUACCAAAUUAUAAAGCAUUUCUAACCGUCCGAUCAAACAUCAUCUAUCAGUCGAUAUAGGCCUACUAGCUAGUAGUUUCUCUAUCUUCAUAAACCUCCUUAUAAAUCUCUCUCCCUCACUGCAAUCACAGCCUUGUUGUCUGCUAUGCCUCCUGUGUUCUAUCUGUUAAUACAUCUUUAGAUGACUUAUCAGAAUAUAUUUUAGUUAAGUUUGGUUUGCAUGAGUAGUUAGGCCUUAAUAAUCAAGCAUUAGAACCUGGAUCAGUAGCAUUAUUAUGGCAGAGGAUGGUGUCAUCCAUGUCCCAGAAACAAAAGAGAAGAUGCAUUUUCUGGUGUUCUUUCGAGAUCUGAGGCUUUUGUUCAAGAUGGAUGCACUUGGAUCAGAGAUACUACGCAUUGCAUUUCCAGCAACACUGGCAUUAGUUGCUGAUCCUGUUGCUUCUCUGAUCGACACCACGUUUAUUGGCCAUUUAGGUACGGUGGAGAUUGCUGCUGUAGGAGUUUCCAUUGCAAUUCUGAAUCAAGCAUUAAGAAUCACCGUGUCACCUCUUGUUAGUAUGACAACUUCUUUUGUCGCUGAGGAAGAUGCUAUAGCAAGAUUAGCAAAAGAAGUGCAGAAGAAGAACAACGAAAUUCCAAAAGUAAAGGCAGAAGAUGUUAUUGCUGCUGACACCAUGGAAAAGGGCAGUCCAGCUACAGAGAGUGAAUACAAAGAAGUUAAGGAAGACAAUGCAAUCCAAACUAAUUCUAAGGUGCAAAACGUCGAUUCAACAACUAAACCAAUGGUAAACCAAGCUAUUACAAGAGAAAAGAGACAUAUUCCCUCAGCAUCUACUUCACUAGUUAUGGGACUUGUAGUUGGCAUCCUCCAAACCAUAUUUCUCAUAUCUCUAGCUAAACCAUUACUCAAAAUAAUGGGGGUCAGAUCUGAGUCGCCUAUGCUAGAGCCAGCAAUAAGUUAUUUGAGAAUAAGAUCAUUGGGGAUUCCAGCUAUGCUUCUCUAUUUAGCUAUGCAAGGAGUUUUUCGAGGCUUUAAAGAUACUACCACUCCCCUAUACGCCAUAGUUGCAGGAGACCUAGCCAAUGUGAUUUUAGAUCCCAUACUUAUCUUUGUUUGCCGUAUGGGAGUUAGUGGUGCAGCAGUUGCUCAUGUGCUGUCUCAGUACUUAAUCUUGGUGAUCCUCCUCUGUAAAUUGAUGCAACAAGUUUACAUCAUACCCCCGAGCUAUAAAAGUAUGCAGUUCAGUCGGUUUCUUAAGAAUGGAUUUUAUCUACUGGGAAGGGUCAUCGUAGCAACUUCUUGUGCCACUCUAGCUACGUCGUUAGCUGCAAGGUUGGGCUCAACGCCUAUGGCAGCUUUUCAAAUCUGCUUACAGGUGUGGAUGACAUCCUCCCUUCUUGCUUUUGGUUUGGCCGGUGGAGGGCAGGCUAUCAUUGCUUGUGCACUUGCUGAGAAGGAUUAUCAGAAGGCAGCCUCUGCUGCAUCUCGAGUACUUCAGAUGGCAUUUGUACUGAGUCUGGGGCUGGCUCUAGUCGUCGGACUAGGGUUGCAGUAUGGAUCUGUAGUCUUCACCCGUGACAAACAUGUUCUUCGAAUAAUAACUAUAGCUAUCCCGUUUGUUGCAGCCACUCAACCGAUAAACAAUUUAGCCUUCGCUUUUGAUGGUCUAUACUACGGAGCAUCAGACUUCCUUUAUUCGACAUACUCCAUGGUUAUAGCAGUUAUAUUAAGCAUAGCUUCUCUGCUGCUCCUGGCGAAAAGUAAUGGUUUUGCCGGAAUUUGGCUUGCUUUAAGCAUUUUUAUGAGUCUCAGAGUUUUUGCCGGUGUCUUGAGAAUAGGGACUGGAACUGGACCCUGGCGCUUUCUCAGGAGCCUCUAGAUAACAAGACAGUAGAGUUCGAUAUUCCCGUUAAAACUUCUGGAUCUUCUCUGUUCACUCUUGAUUUUAUUUCAGAGAUCGAAACUCGUGCACAAAACUCCCGCACUAACAAGCGAAUUACGCAAUGCUUGCGUCUUGCUCUUAUUUUUGCAUCAUUCAAAACAUGUAAUUGAGUGAAAGAAUUAAAAUGGAUGCUUUUAUUUAUUUUGAAUGUUUUCGACCAACAAAAAUUAGUAAAUUUCUAAUAAAAUAUGAAGUUAUACGAUAAGA